GGUCGGGCAUUCUUGCGUUUUGAUCCAGCACUGAUGAACGACGAGAGUCUGUUGUCACGAAGUCAGUUUGUGGAGCCGUCGAGAUGGCAGUUCGCCGAGUCACCGCUACGAUACUUAACGAAGCGUGUCAGCGAGCAACAGUUGAACUCGUUGCUUAAAGGAACAUGGCUCGGAUGA
Anisakis simplex (herring worm) is the source of this 177-nucleotide messenger RNA. Lineage: Eukaryota; Metazoa; Nematoda; Chromadorea; Rhabditida; Anisakidae. The record is from the annotation of a GenBank genome assembly.